Molecule: messenger RNA, 1964 nt
Organism: Hippopotamus amphibius kiboko
Lineage: Eukaryota; Metazoa; Chordata; Mammalia; Artiodactyla; Hippopotamidae
Gene: TSPAN2
Product: tetraspanin 2
Exons: 8
Coding region: 48-713 (221 amino acids)
Cellular component (GO): membrane
Source: RefSeq, a predicted model, not a curated record
UCCGUGCCGGGCCUGGGGACUCGGGAUCCCGCCGCCGGGGCCGCAGCAUGGGGCGCUUCCGCGGGGGCCUGCGGUGCAUCAAGUACCUGCUGCUCGGCUUCAACCUGCUCUUCUGGCUGGCAGGGUCGGCUGUCAUUGCUUUUGGACUAUGGUUUCGGUUUGGAGGCACCAUGAAGGAGUUCUCGUCCGAGGACAAGUCCCCAGAGUACCUCUACAUGGGGCUCUAUGUGCUGGUUGGAGCGGGGGCCCUGAUGAUGGCCGUCGGCUUCUUCGGGUGCUGCGGAGCCACGCGGGAGUCGCAGUGUGUUCUCGGAUCCUUUUUUACCUGCCUGUUGGUGAUAUUUGCUGCUGAAAUAACCACUGGAGUAUUUGCUUUUAUAGGCAAGGAUGUAGCUGUACGGCAUGUUCAGACCAUGUACGAAGAAGCUUAUAAUGAUUACCUUAGAGACAGGGAAAAGGGAAAUGGAACUCUCAUUACCUUCCACUCAGCAUUUCAGUGCUGUGGAAAAGAAAGCUCUGAACAGGUCCAACCCACCUGCCCAAAGGAUCUCCUAGGACACAAGAAUUGCAUUGAUGAAAUUGAGAGCAUAAUCAGUGUUAAGCUCCAGCUCAUCGGAAUUGUCGGUAUUGGAAUUGCAGGUCUCACGAUCUUUGGCAUGAUAUUCAGCAUGGUCCUUUGCUGUGCGAUACGAAAUUCACGAGAUGUCAUGUGAAGCUACUUCUACAUGAAAAUUGUAAUCUAGAGCAUACAAAUGUCACAGGAGUUGUCUCCUGGCUCAUUUUUAAUGUUCAAAGGACACUAGGAUCUAAAAUAAUUUGCUGUUAAUUGUAUGUUUGCACAUGUAUAUAUGUUUGGCUCAUUACUGGUUUGCCCCUUGAGUGAACGCCUGUGUAUGUUGACUGAGAGCAUAUUCGUCUGUGAUGUGCGUGUUUCUGGUAUAUGCAUAAUGAAAUCUGUUUGCUGGGAAUUCCUGAUUCUUGUUAUGUGAGAGAAAAAACAUAUUUAACUCUCAGAAAAAAGAUCAAAAAGCUUUGAUAAACUUUAAAAACUUGGUUAUUUAGAAAAAAAAAUGAUAGUGGGUCAGUUUCUCAGACUCUAGCCACAGGAAGUUAGAUACAGAGAAUUCAGGGAUUUCUAGUUUACGGAAGCAAUAAGCUACAGGAAUUGAGAGAUCACGGUGCAGUGUUAAAGGUGACUGUGUUUGGGUUAGGUGUAAGGGUUUCCUGGGAUUUUUUUAUAUACAUGCUCUCCCCAGAAUUUAGGACUAAACACAUCUGUAAAAUUAAAUAUAGCAUGGAAAACCUAAUUUGAAUAAGUCAUACUUUCCUGGUAUUUAAAAAACAACAACAACAACAACAAAAAAAAAAAACCUCACUCUGGAAAGAGUGUCACACAGACAAUCACAUGCCCUGUAAAACUGAGUGUCUUUUAGGACUAAAAAGAAAACCUUUUAACAACUUUUUAAGGAAACAUUUUUGUUCUUAUAUAAAGGCUUUUAAAUAUUGCUUUAUUACUUUCCUUUUCUGACUCUUCUCUGAACUACUGCAAUCCUCACAUCCACAAAAGGGCUUUUAUCGCAAACUUUUCUGUGUUUCUUCAGAUGUAAGCAUAGAAAGACUAAAGCAAGAGAUCUGGCAGUUGCAAAUUGUGGGAAAGAGAAUUUUUACUGGCACUGUAUCUUUGAAAUACCUCAUAACUUGAGUUUACAUAUUUUCCUAAUUUUUUUAUUUUUUCUUAUUUAUUCACCUAGAGAAUUCUUCUUUAUAGAUUAACAACUACAGUUUUCGCCACUUAAAAUAUAUCAUAUCAUGAGCAGCCUUAGCCAAACCGAAAUAAAGAAAAACAUUCUCUCCUACUUUUGUGCACACAACAGAGACAAGCUAAGGAAACAAAAAUACACACACGCAACAGAAAUAUGUCCCUUCUGUGCAAGUCUCCAAUAAAAAUAAAAUGUUUGUGUUCU